This is a messenger RNA of Cynara cardunculus var. scolymus (artichoke), 1392 nucleotides long. RefSeq lists its product as uncharacterized. The transcript has 5 exons. The record is from RefSeq and is a predicted model, not a curated record. Lineage: Eukaryota; Viridiplantae; Streptophyta; Magnoliopsida; Asterales; Asteraceae. The coding region runs from base 57 to 1118 and encodes 353 amino acids.
UUAUAAUUCAAUCAUGCCUGCUUGUUUUUAAUUCCAAUAUAUUGAUCUUCUCAUGUAUGCUACCUUUAUUGCUAACUGCAGAUGCACGUCUUUCAACACAACACCAUUCAGUCUGUACCAGUUCAAAAUUCCCACUUAGUGGACAUGGGGUUUUGACUAAACAAUCAGGAAAGAGAAAGCAAAAUGUCUUGGAUGCUCCAGAGUCUGUAAUCACAAGUUGCAAUAAUCCAGUGUUUCCAAAGUUGACCAUCAGCCCUCUUAGAAGGUUUCAGUUGAUUGAUUCUGACUCUGAUACUGAUGAUCCUUUUAUUAGUGAAUGUGCCAAAAAUAGGACUUGUACUGGAUCAGAAUCAUCUCUGAAUAGACGGCAACCUUAUCUUGUGCAACGAGUAGGUUUAAGUGAGCAGGGAAAAUUAAAUGAACCAAUCAGUACAUUCACCAGGAAAGAUCUAUGGGAAGAUUUCCAACCAGAGAAGAGCUUCCAUAUUCCAACUCCAGCUUUGGAUGAGGUCUGUGAGGAAUAUUUCAGGUCCAUGAAAGAUAAAAGUAAAUCUCAUGGUGCUACUGGAAAGAGUGACCGAAAAAGUCGUGUUACAAAUAGCAUUAUAGAUUUGGGUGACCCAAUCCCCCCUGCUCAUCGGUACUUCUUCCAUGGUGAUCCGAGGGUCCAAGAGCUAGUUCGAACUCGCUUGCCCAACUUUUUUCCUUUGAAUGCAGCAAACAGAGAUUCUGAGCAGCCCAGUACAUCAAACAUUGAUUACAUGGGUCAAUUUAGUCAUGGUGAAAACUCUAAACAAGCUGCUAGAACUAAUAAAGCUGAGACAAGCUCAAGGAAAAAUUCAAGAAAAUCAAAUACUCGAGAAAUGCCAAAAGGUCCAGUGAAUUCGAAGUCUGAUACUGAUAAAGGGAUCCCAAAAGUUGCUGGCAAAAGGAGGGUUCAAGCAGAUGGUCAACCUUCUGGGCAUUGGUUCAUGGGCCCUGAUAGGAGGAGAGUUUAUGUCAGUAAAACUGGGCAAGAGCUCACUGGUCGAGCUGCUUACACUCUUUAUAAAAAGGAGAGUGGGACAGGAUUUAAAAAGAGAGAGGCAAAGAAGAAAGCUUCCACCAAGAAAAAAUAGAAGUUGAUCUUGUCUCUGCCAUUUUAUAUCGUGUAGGUAGGGAAGCAUUCACAAGAGAUGUUCCGUUCAUGGCUACUUUAAUCGCAAAUUGUGUAUUAUGGCUUGCAAAUUUGCAGUUAAGAGAGGGAUAUGAUACCAUAGUUUCAAACAUCAUCAUGAAGUUGGCUGCUGCUUCAUUCAUUGUGAAUAUGGUUUGUAGUUCAUAAAAUGCAAAAUGCUUCUUUUUCAUUAAUACAAACGUGUCAAGACCGAAAAACUUGCCUCUUUUUUACCG